This is a messenger RNA of Xyrichtys novacula (pearly razorfish), 7002 nucleotides long. Lineage: Eukaryota; Metazoa; Chordata; Actinopteri; Labriformes; Labridae. The record is from the annotation of a GenBank genome assembly.
GAGGUACAUAUUCAGCCAAAAGAAUGGAUGCAACGUUCACGUACUGUUUGUAUGCUUGUUUUCUCUGGAGUGUCUGGAGUGUUGAAAACAUUUCUCCUUGACAUCGGAUAAACAAAGCACUGGGACAUAAAAAAAUCUUGGUUGCUAGUAUACAGACUUACAACUACUUUUUUCUUAAUUUUUCACCGACACAACGAAGAGGAUUUAUAAUGUAAAAGUUGAAUUCUUAAGUGUCCCAUACGCACUUAAAGUAUCCAGUCGAUGUGUGCGCUGGCUCGGCGUGAUUAGCACUUUUUAUGGUUGCUUUGUGCCUGGAUGUCGAGUGGCUCGCAGCUGCAAACUACUCUGAAAAGAGGAGAAAACUACGUCCUUAUAACAUCUCAGCUCAUAGAACAGUGCUCGGUUUUUAAAAGGGCAAAGCAGCCUCGCAACGACAGAGCAGAUGUUAGCUUUGAGCUGGCUGGAGCUAGCUGGCUAGUACAGCAGCGGUCAGUGUAUGGAUACGCAGAGACAAGUCUUGACUCUCUCCCACGCAGGCAAGCAGUUUUUGUUCACUAUCACGUAUAUAAUUUUGAAACUGCUAUUGACAAAUUGCAGACAGAAGCGAUAUUUACACUAAAACUAUCAUAUGAGCUGACCUCAGACUUAAUGGUUGGGUUUUGUGUGGCCUGUAACGUUAAAUAGGAGCUAGCAAAGUGGCCUACAGAAAGAUAACGCCUACAUUGUUAGUCACGCUGCUGGUUUCCCAUAACGAUGACUGAUCGAUGGAUGCUGAGGCUGCCAGCUCCUUCACUGAUGUUAGAAUAUAUCGCAAGUAACCUGUAAAACACGUAUGUUUGAUUGUGUUAUAUCCACAAGAGGCAUUUAUUCCCAUAUACAUCAGAAACACAAUAUAGACAUGUAGAUAUAAAAAGCAAACUGAUAUUCGUUAUUUUUCAACAUCUAUCAUAGUAUUCAAAUGCAAGCUUUAAGGUAUUUACAAACUGCUGCACCGCACAGUGUAAAGUUUUACAUUCUCUUUAAAGUCAUGCUCUUAGAGAGGGGAUGUGAUGGAUUCACUUCUUAGAAAGGCUCUUCUUUGAGGACAAAAAAGUACUGGCAGGGGAAAAAAUCAUUCAGACCAUUUUUUGCUUUUAUACUUAAAAAAAAAAAGUUUUAAGAAUAUUUUGAUUUAAGAUCAUAAUGAACUAUUCAGAGUCUCAGAAAUGUUUAGUAGUAGAUAUCACCAUCAUUAAAAGUGACUGUACACAUGUUUCUCUAUGGCCAUCCCCCAAAGCUAGUUAAAUUAGGGUUGGUUUUAAAGUUUUCUUUUUUUAAGUGAUUAAUUUGCCAAUAACUAAUUUUUAUAUCUGGGCAACCCUGGGGUCUGGCAGCUGUGAGUCAAGUUAUUAGCUGGUCCAUGAAAUACGUCUGGCUGUUUUCCUCUGAUAAAAACUUGGGCUGGAUGUGAGAUGUAUUUGUCCAUUAAACAGCCUACUGAAGCCAAGAUAGUUUUCAGACUUUAUUUUCCAUGAUCCCACUGAGGUCAGCUGCUUUUAAGUAUGGAUAAAAAAGUGUAGUUAUGACUAUGAUAAAUGUCUAUUGUGCUCUUAUUAAAGUUUUCUGUCUUGCAGUAAUAAAAGGCAGAGAAGUCUGUCCCAGCUGUUGUGAUGUUAUGUUUUGUUGUAUUAAUGCACCUCACUGAGUUUUCAGUUAUGUUUUUUUUUUUUUUUUUUUGUCAUUGUUGUAUCCACAGAUCCUGACAUGGGGAGUAAAAUGUCCUUUGGAAGAGGAAGCAGUGACCAAAGUGCAGUCUCUGAGUUAACUCCUGUUACAUCACAGCCUCGAAACUCUGUUCAUGACCCUCCAGACUGCAAGCAGGUAGCUUAUGAGAAAGAUGUUUAGAUGUAUAAUGAAAACUUUAAUUUGGCUCAGUUUUCAAAAAAGCUUGCAAAGAGAUUUUUAAUGCAUCUUAUAUUUAAAAACAAGCAAACCAAAAAGACAUUAGUAUGAUGUUGUUUCAGGAGGAAAUGGCACUUGUUUUGUCUGCAUUGUUUCAGAUCUGUUUACUGUCUUAACUAGCUGUCAUUUUCUGCCAAUGAAAAACCUUAGCGAUAAUUUAAUUUGAGGAAGUCUGGAGAAAUUUUGUAUGAGAUAAAAGUGUUCAUUGUGUUCAAACAAAAGCUUGUGAAUAGUAGAACCAGAGAAAUCACAGUUUUUCAGUGGUUCCUUAAUAUAUUCCAGUGCUGUCAAAAAUUUAGAAGUUGCUCAUAUAUUUUAGGACACGCUGAUGUAUUCUUUUUUUUUACUCAUACUGGUCCAUCAUCACUCAAAGCUCAAUAAUUUGUCUUUAACGUGAUAGUACUGUUAGUUUCUGUUUUGAAGGAUGACUUAUUUAAUAUUUUUGUAGCGUCUCAUUACAAUACGAGUGACAGAUGUAUUAAUUUUUUCUUCGACAGAUAUCUGAAGACAAAAGUUGUGGAGAAGAGGACCUGACCUCCUGCAGGCAAGAGGAGAUGAAAGUGAAAGGACUCAAUGAAUCUGCACCUGAAUCCCACUCAUCAGGUCAUUCAGAAUCUGAUGGCCUUCUUGACCCUGAAACAGUAGGCAGCGUUAAGAGUGACGGGAUUGAGCACACAAUGCCAGAGGUAGGGAUGGAGGCUAAUACUCAAAUGACAUCUGCAGAUGUGUGUAGCUCCACAACAGACAGCCCGGGACAACCUGUAAAGGCUCGCAGAAAACGAGGCCGUCCUCGCAAAAUUAGACACAUGCAAAAUGUAAACCAAAAUAGUGGGGCUCCUGCUGUUUUUGAUGCAGUCCAACACAAGGAAAUCAGCACAACAAUUCCUUUACCAACACUCUUCGAGAACCACACUAGUGGCGAUGUGCCUAACCUUGCAGAGGGUCCAUUACUCAGUAAUCUAGCUCACAACGAAGAGGCUGGACCUCAAACUGUCCCUGAAUGUAAAGUAGAGGAUGGUGUGCUUGUGCUGCCAAAAAGGGGAAGAGGAAGACCAAAAAAAGGUCAAAGUGAAGGUGUCUCACCCAAGGCUGCUGCUGUUAAAAGGCCUCGUGUCAACAAAGUAAGUGGACCUGGACGGGUACUAAGGAGUAGAGGAGAGAAACAUCCUUCAACACCGGAUGGAGAGACUAAAUCUGAUAUCAAGGUAGACCCCAUGCAAACUGCCAAGAUUCUCAUAGAAAGUAGUGAUACAUUUAACUUUCAAGAUAUAAAGAGACGAGGGGCUGAACUGGCUGAUCAGCAAAUUCCAGCUAAAGUGUCCAGGCUAGAUGUUUCCCAGGAGGUCUCGGCAGUGUUGAGCAAUGAUACAUGCUGUAGGGAGAAAAGAGAGACGGAUAAGCAGGUAGAAUUAAACACUGAAACCCCUGAGACUGAUACAGAUAGAAAGGGCAGCCAGGGAUCACCGAAGCCUGACAAAGAGCAGCAGGCAGAACUAGAGGAAAGCGUGUCGUCACAAAGAAAUCUGCAGCCAUCCUCCAUGCAGUUAGCUGAGCCGGAAGUUAUUCCCUCAGAGAGCCCCCGCAGAAAAAACUCGCCAAGUCCCGUUCACAAUGACAAAAUAAAACCGUCUUCAGAUGAGAGUGGCAGCCAGAUAUCGCAAUCGAACAGCAUGCUUGAAUCUACAGAGAACACAAACUUGCAGAACUCAGGGCCCUCCAGUGCAGAAGUCAUAACAUCAGUCAGACAAUCACCUAAGACUGUCAGAGACCUCCCUGAAGUGAAAGCCGAAAACAUGGAGAUAGAGCUGAAUUCGGUGGCACAGUCAAAUACCACUAAAUCCAUACAAUACGCUGCCUUCCCUCCAGUUCAGUCUGAGAAUCCAAACAGUCAUAGAAACUUCAUGAGACGCAAGAAAGGUGCCAAGAGAAGGAGGAGAGUGAGUAAUGUAUUCAUACCAAGAGUAGAUCCAGCAGAAGUCCAUGAGGGCAGUGGUGAAGCUCAGCCAAAAGCAGACCCUGAGAAGAUGGAGGGGCAGGAAGUCCCAAAUAAUGUUACAAAUUUCACCUACAUUAAACGAGGGGGGAAAACUCUGUUGAAAUGUGGUUAUUGUGGGCAAACGUGUAAAUUUCUCUCUCAGCUCAUCAUCCACCAGCGUAUUCAUACAGGAGAAAGACCCUUCAAAUGCCCUGAAUGUGGCAGAGGUUUCAGCAAAAACUCUAACCUGAAUCUUCACCUUAAGGUGCACCAGAAGAAUGACUCGUAUCAGAAGUGUCAGAUUUGCAACGGCAGAAUCCUCACUUCUGAGUAUGCCGCUCAUAUGAGCAGUCAUGCAAAUGUGCUGGAUCAGGACCCUGAGAUCAACAAACCUGAAGUUCCCAGCACAGAGACCAACCAUGACAACAGUCCUGGACUUCAGGGACCAGUUCCCAAGGAAAAAAGAGGGGACAAAGUGUGUGAGUACUGUGGCAAAACAUUCCCAUUUCAGUCUGCUCUCAUCAGACACGUACGUGUUCACACCGGGGAGAAGCCUUUUAAAUGUGACAUAUGCGGCAAAGCUUUUGGUCAGUCCUAUUUCCUGCGUGUUCAUGAGCUGACACACUGGUCCGUGAAGCGUUAUAACUGCACACGUUGUGAAAAAUCCUUCAGUCACUACAGCAAUGCAAAAAAUCACACUUGUGUUGAAGACAGAGGUAAUGACUGCCAGCCCAACAGACGUGGAAAGCCUUCACUUACAUACACAUGCCACAUCUGCAAGAAUGUGUUUGACCACCUGCAGGAGUUUAACAGCCACAUGAAGGCGCACAGUGGUGCAGAGCUAUAUCGCUGCUUACACUGUGACAAGCUCUUUGGUUUGCUGUCCGAGUACAAUGCCCAUCGUAGUCAGUGCAGAGGUGAGAGAAGCACCUCCAGCUCUGCAAUAAAAGAGGAGGAGACACUGACCUUAAUACAGUACGCAGUGCCUACAGGUAGGUUUUCAUUGGGACAAAACAUCUCGUCCUCUCACGUAGCAGCAAAUGGUGAAACGCAGAGAAAACCGCCGAAGACCAGCCGUAAGAAAGCCAACUUAAAAAAACCGUUCCAGUCAACUGUCAUACCUGCUCACCAUAUCCCACACUUUGUGUCAAAGUUAAACAAACUGGACAACCGCUCAGAUCCCAGGAAGUAUUUGUGUCCAAGUUGUGGGAGACUCUUCAGACACAUGGGGAGACUUCGAGCUCACAUGCUCACUCAUGCCCCAGCUAAAAGUUACACCUGUGCUUGCUGUGGUAAGACUCUCGCGAACUGGAGGAAACUCUGGCACCACCAGAGAAUUCAUCGACAGAGGCACGGCCGCUUCACUUGUCCACAGUGUGGGCAAGGUUUUCGUUUCGUGGAGCUGUACAAGCAGCACAUGAGCCAGCACCCAGAAUACCGGUGGGUUCAGGUCAGGACGAGGAAAGUCUCCCUGCCUUAUCAGUGUGAGCAGUGCAGGUGCAGCUUUAGGACCCUAGAUCUACUCUUUAGUCACCAGCUUUGUCAUUCCUCAGUGCAAGACAUGCAUAAGAUCUCUGAUUAUGAUUUCUCCAUGGAUGAUCAUACUAUACAGUUAAACAGAAAAAUGUUGAAUCCUCCUCUAAAUAACCACAUGGCUGCAUUACAUACAGGAUCUGAGCACAGCUACUCUCCUCUGACCACCUCCUCUAAGUUUCUAGAUCCAACUAUCCAACAGCCGUCUCGAGUGAAUAUGGUUUCUUUUGUCCACAAUCAGGGAGCUGCGUCGAGUAAAACUCCUCAACCAAGAGAAAACAAUUGUGAUAGAAUGGUUGAAAACACACUCAGAAAACCCAUUACGCCACUGAGGACUGUGAAAAGGUGUAGGACCCAAGGUGUGAGCACAUCAAGUGAAGGGUCUUCAGAGGGCUUGAAGUGUGCGGUUUGUGGCAACGCAUAUCCCGCCAUUUCAGACCUUUAUCAACACUAUUUGCAGCAUGCUCGAUGCCAGGUGUGAUUUACUGAAUCACCUCUCACUCAGCUUUCUCUACACCAACUUUUUUUUUUACCAUGUUAACACAGGGGUUUUGUAGCCCAAGCUUAAAAUGUGGAAUCAGUCAAUUUUCCAAAAAAGGUUUAUAGUCUUGAAACUCCUCAAAAACAAUAUUAAGGUUUGCUCAACUUUAUGUAUUCAGUUUUCAGACUCAAAAUAACACGUUGAAUGUAGAAAAUAAAGGGAAACAAAUUCCAUUUUUCUUCAUGCAGAACCAUCUGAUCACAUUUCUGUAUUCUCUAUUCCUUUUAAAAAGAACAGAGAGGUGAAUUAGACAGAGAAGAGACUAUUUUGGAUUCAAUAUGGCUGAAAAUACACCUUUGUUAAAUGACUGAUCUUAUACUUUGAUAAAACAUAAAUAUACAAGUGAAAUUACCACUGUGCCCUCAUUUAUUUUUGUUGCCUUCAUUACAUAUCCAUAUUUUUUUGGAUGAAAGAAAAUCAACAAAUUUGACUACAAAACUCCUUCAUACUUCCGACACUUUUUUAGUCAAAGUGACAAGAAAUAUUGCAAUGCACUAACACAAUGCCGUAGUAUGACUGAGUAAUGAAACAGGCAUUUAGUUUUUCAAAUUUCAACUGCUACAGUAAAAAUUGAAAUCAUGGAUGCUAAGACUUGCUUAUUUCUGGUCCGUGAACUUGACUUGCAUCACCUUGUAUUCAGUUUUUCAAGUGAAAAUCCGUUUUUCUUUUCAUGCACUUGUCUUGUAAAGAGUUCAGUCUGUUGUACACGGGUGAUGUGACAGCCAAAUCCAAGUGAUGUGGAAUUGUCUCCAAGUGCAACAGAAGUGUUCAGCACUUGUUAUUGUUUACCUUUGAAAACCUAACAUUUUCGUCCUUCAGUGUCAGACUUGUUUGAAAUAUGAACACUUUUAAAGGAGGUUUCCUUGUUGUACAUGACUUGAUGCCAUAGUUUGUCUUCAAUAAAGCUCACUUUUGUAUCAAUAUGUGGUCAUAAGCCAUUUUUUAACACCCCAAAUUUUUUUUGAAAACCGCAAGAUCUUGGAAUAAAGAUCAAUUUUAAGAAUAUUUUAAC